Molecule: messenger RNA, 408 nt
Organism: Trichophyton rubrum CBS 118892
Lineage: Eukaryota; Fungi; Ascomycota; Eurotiomycetes; Onygenales; Arthrodermataceae
Product: histone H2A
Exons: 3
Coding region: 1-408 (135 amino acids)
Cellular component (GO): nucleosome
Molecular function (GO): DNA binding; structural constituent of chromatin; protein heterodimerization activity
Source: RefSeq, a predicted model, not a curated record
AUGACUGGCGGCAAGUCUGGUGGAAAGGCCUCUGGCGCAAAGACCUCGCAGUCUCGCUCCUCUAAGGCCGGCCUCGCAUUCCCAGUCGGUCGUGUCCACCGUCUCCUCCGCAAGGGCAACUACGCUCAGCGUGUUGGUGCUGUCGCUCCCGUCUACCUCGCUGCUGUCCUGGAGUAUCUCGCUGCCGAAGUGCUCGAGCUUGCCGGCAACGCAGCUCGCGACAACAAGAAGACCCGUAUCAUCCCCCGCCAUCUUGAGCUCGCCAUCCGCAACGACGAGGAACUCAACAAGCUGCUCGGCCACGUUAUCAUCGCCCAGGGCGGUGUCAUGCCCUACAUCCACCCCAACCUGCUGCCAAAGACCACUCCCAAAGUCGCCAGCGUCAAGGGCGGCUCCCAGGAGAUGUAA